Coregonus sp. 'balchen' is the source of this 19101-nucleotide messenger RNA. Lineage: Eukaryota; Metazoa; Chordata; Actinopteri; Salmoniformes; Salmonidae. The record is from the annotation of a GenBank genome assembly.
AAGUUUUGUGAGUCGGAGGGAACGGAGCAUUUGAUUACAGAACGGAGACAUUUGUGUAUUUUUUUGUUGUUGUGGAUUUUGUAUCGCGUUCUUUCCAUACUGUAAAGGAAUUGAAACGCGCACAGGGUGAGUAGCCUAAAAUCUGAAUGUUUUUUUUGUAAUUUUGCCUGGAUAGCCAUCUGUGGCGAUGGAAUAUCAAUAAGUUUACGAGCGCCUGCAACAGCAAAUCUAGAGCUCUGCCAUGGGCGAAAACGGAUCGCCAUCUUUCUCCAAGAAAACAUUUACUUUGGCAACCAUCUUCUCUCGCUUUGUAUUAAGUUGCGCCAUGGACUAUACACGUUUUUUAAAAUUGUGCUGUGUAGUAUUGUUCAUUCUUUAUCUGAGUCUGCAUAUUUCUUAUCUCCGAGGUCGGUCGGCUGUUUCUGAUUUUAUGAAUGGAGAGGUCAGGUUUUUUCUUCGCAGUGUUCCACACGGAUCGAGUUUCACUUCAUUAAAAAAGCAAGGGCCGGUGAAGGGGGGUGGGGGGUCGGUCGGAUGUAAUUCAUCCGGGAGGGGGGGUGACGGUCGAUCGGAUGUAAUUCAUCAAUUGUUUUGAACUAGCUAAGAUCUAUUGGGAUUUUUUGCAUUAACUAUUGGGGAAAGAAAUAGCGUUGCAAAUACUAUUUCAGUUUUUCUCAAUAGGAGGCUUGAUUUUCAUCAGCAGUUUGCAAUAUAGGAUGUAAUUCAUGAAUUGCUUUGAACUAGCUAAGAUUUAGUGGGAUAUUUUUGCAUUAACUAUUGGGGAAAGAAAUAGCGUUGCAAAUACUAUUUCAGUUUUUCUCAAUAGGAGGCUUGAUUUUCAUCAGCAGUUUGCAAUAUAGGAUGUAAUUCAUGAAUUGCUUUGAACUAGCUAAGAUUUAGUGGGAUAUUUUUGCAUUAACUAUUGGGGAAAGAAAUAGCGUUGCAAAUACUAUUUCAGUUUUUCUCAAUAGGAGGCUUGAUUUUCAUCGGCAGUUUGCAAUAUAGGCUAUUGUCUUUUUGUUGCCUACAAUUUUCCACUCGCUGCUUUUAUAUGCCAACUACCGAUAUUUUUCUCCAGAUAAUGAUUUAACCAAAGAUUGUUGGUGUCCAUUAAUGGGAGUUACAGGAUAGUUACUGUUUGGUGUAGCAGAGUAUUUGACCAACCUUAACUUUGCCAUACUAGCUUCGUUCUGGAUUCGGCCAAACCUGUAUCUUCUAAAAUGUCCGUGUCCAGUUGCAGGUGCAUGGUGCCUUUGCAUUUUAGAAAAUGCUCAGUUAUUAAAAUACAUUAUAUACAUUUUUUUGAUUCCUGAAGUAAUGCAACAAUGUGUACGAGGCCAUCUUGUCUAUUUCAAAUAUUAUAGAAUUGAUCGAGACAGGUGAGUGUCAUCAUGACAUAAGGCACUCUGGGGUGGACCCACCUGUCUCAAUCAAUGAGAGAAGAUUUGAAAUAGACAAGAUGGCGUCGUACACAUUGUUGGAUUACUUCAUGGAGCAAAAUAUUGAUAUUUUAAUAACUGAGCAUUUUCUAAAAUGCAAACGCACCAUGCAACUGGACACGGACAUUUUAGAAGAUACGUUUGACUGAAUCCAGAACGAAGCUAGUAUGGCAAGGUUAAGGUUGGUCAAAUUCUCUGCUUCACCAAACAGUACCUAUCCUGUAAUUCCCAGUAAUGGAUACCAAAAAUAUUUGGCUAAAUCGCAUUAUCUGGAGUAACAAUCUGUAGCUACGUUUAGGCUACAACAAGUUACAUGAUCAAACGUGGGAACUUUGUAAUUACAUUUGGGAGAGGGGAAUAUAAAGCUGUGAUUUACAUUUUAUUCAUUCAUUUAGCAGAGGCUCGGAUACCAGAGCGACUUAGUUAGAGAGUGCAUACAUUUUCAUACUGGCCCCCCGUGGGAAACGAACCCACAACCCUGGCGUUGCAAGCGCCAUGCUCUACCAACCUGCUACUUUGGAUAUAUGGUCCAUUGACAACGCCACUGUUUUCAAAACUUGGUUUUAAAAUAUUUGUCAUGAUUGUCCACUAUUGGACUGGCAUAUUUUAUGCAUCAGUAAAUACAUAUUUUCAAUGUGUUGCUACAAUGUGUCGCUUUAAUGAUUGACCAGCUGUAACUUUAUUCGUCAUCCAUCAAGAGAAUAAACGGCCUUCAAGAAAAUGAACGGGUGAAAGUAUAGUGACUCGUGUCAUGCUCGAGGAGGUUUGGAGACGAGGGCUAAUCACGUGGAGUGGAAGGGCAUGAUUUUACUACUAGUUUAUUCCCAGCCCUUUCUCUUUGCCACUUUUCUGUCGGCCUUUACGUGCUAUUGCACUUAACUUCACUAUGCCCGGGGGAUAUGGCAGCUGUGCUAGAUUUUAUAUUUAAAGGUCAGUAUGAAACGAGUCACUUGCCUCUGUACGUAGAGGCAUAUUGUAACGAGACGUUUCUAUUGGAUUUAUUUAUAGACUGGCUUUUCUAUGUUGUCUAAUGUUCUUCAGUGACUAGUUUUUGAGUAAUAAAUAAAUGACACGUGUGAUCCAUACAAUACGGUGUCACCCAUUGGCAUCAAAUGCCUCAAAGUAUAGGGUUAAAGACUCAUCCUAGAAGUUUUCCCCUGCGCAGUCUUAGCUGAUUAUGAUUGCAGUCUCCUAAUCGCCUGAACAGAUGGCUGGCUUUGCCUUAUGUAAGAGUUACAUAAGUCACACAACUACAGUGUAUUUAUGUUGUGCAUGCAGGGCAUGCUCUAAACCAGCAUGUUCAGUUAAAAGAGCUGUUGUUGCAAUAGGAAACAGUGUUGGGCAACAAGAGCAAGAGGAGGUGCGGGUUAUAUGGGUUCUGAAAGGUCUGUAGUGGGGUUCUGAUAGGGCUGUAGUGAAGUGGCUGCUUGCUUACAGGUCUGUCUAUAUUAGGGAAAGAAACUGGAUGACUGAGUACUCUAGCAGAGUUGAACUACUAACAUAUGUUUUUGUUUUUGUCCACAGUUGAACAGCUAGUACAUAUAGUGACUUUUGUGAUAUCGCUUUAAAGCGAAUACCUUUUUCUGGGAACCUUUGAAGAUCCGGAUAACAUGGACGGAUUCUACGACCAGCAAGUCCCAUUUAUGGUCCCACCCAAUGUAAGCAUGCCCCUCAUAUCUUCAUAGAAAUAUAAUUACUAGAACUGUUGAAUGGGAAUGCCCAUUAUAAUUAUUCAAUUUUUAUGGUUCUUUAUCAAUCAGAAGCGUGGUUGUCAUGGGCUCUGUUCCAAUAUCCAAACUUCCAUACUGCUUGGAAUGCAGAAUCAGAAUGUAUUGGCCACGGAUUCUAAAAUGGUAUUCUAGUGUAGAUAUUCAAACAGAGCCAUAGAUUUAGGCUUGUCAACAUUCCAACUAGAUGUGAUGUGAUGUGACGUUCUCUCAAGAACAUUUUAUGAGUCACACCAGAGGCAUAUAUUUACAUGUAUACACGGCUCUGAGUCACACUAAACAGCUCUAACUAACAAGUUGGUUGUGUUUUCAUCAUUGCAUCAGAAAUCUCAUGUGGAGGAACCAUACAGCAGACCAGUCAUAGACAACAGGAAAAGGAAGUUUGUAGACACAGAACUCGCCCAGGACACGGAAGGUAAUUGGACAACUUCUUUGUCACUCAUUGCCCUUUGACGUCAGCAUGAGCCACCCGACACAACCAUACUUUUGAUUCCUAUCAUAUUUAAAGUGGAUUGUUAAAGUGCGAUCUACCUACCAUUCUGACAUUGAACAGCAGUCCAUAGGCUCAGUUUUAAAAAUAUUUGUAUGUUUCAGACCUCUUCCAAGACCUCAGUCAGUUGCAGGAGAUCUGGAUUGCAGAAGGUGAGUUAUCUAGUAAGUAUACCACAGAGUUUAUACUGAAUGCUUCCCCUUCCCUUGUCUGCUGAAUUUCUUUCGAUGUAUUCUGUUGCUCUCAGCACAACCCGACAGCGCUUGCCCUCUGGUAGACAUUGGUUAUGUUAAUUCAAUUUCAUCCAUAUCUAACGCCUUUGGAAAAGUAAUACAAUUCCCCUUGAAGUAGCUGUCGUCAAUACAGGCAGAAAAAUAAGGAUAAUCUUUGGAAAGAGUGUGACCAAAUGGAGGAAAAUGUUUUGGAUGAUUGAAUUGUGUUCCCAGAUGGUUAUUGAGAUGCGUUGAGCAAGUGGGCAGAUUGACCUAAAAUGAGAAUUUUGAAAUAUUCAUGUUUUCUUUCUGUGCACUAAACUAGAGCAAAGUCCUGUAAAUAAGCAACCGGCUCCUUUUGAAUAAAGACAUCAAAAUGAGCUUGACAGUUCCAGUGUUGUUCACCCGGCGGAGGCCCAGUUAGUAUCCACCUGUUUAACGCUCUCUUCUCUCCCUCCACAGCCCAGGUGCCUGAUGACGAACAGUUUGUCCCGGAUUUCCAGUCUGAUAGCUGUGAGUACCUGAGAUGUAUUAUUUAUACCAGGUUGGGAUGUAGAGGUGGUGUCAAGUUCCCCUACGCACACAAUGUAGCAAGAUCUGAUCUUGGGACUGCUGCUGUGCUUGACUGAAAGACCUAGGCCUUCAGGAUUACAGUGCUGCACUGAAAGAGCCAUUUGCCCUCCAGUUUUAUUAACUCAGUUCAUUCUUUAAGUCUUUACUGGCUUUAGAAUCUUUAAGAUAACAAACCCUGAUGAUCACUCUCUCUUAUUCUCCCGGUCUCUCUUUCUCGCUCGCUCUAUCCAACCAUCCUUAGAGGGAUUUCAUCCUGCCAGGGCCUGACGCCAUUCUUCUUACCCUCAAACAUCCCUCUAUACUCUGGGAAGAGACUUUUCCCCCCUCCCAUUUUGAGUUUAAUCAGGCGAUUGGCGUGGGGCAUCACAUGAGCCAAGCUCAUAAUCUGAUUUUACACUUUCAUGCACUCAAACUCAGCCUCUGGAGUGGGAUGGAUUCAAGCGGGUGGGCGUAUCCAAUGGAGUCCAAGUACACACAGCCCUUCUCUCGUCCCCUCUCCGACUCUGUACAGCUCCACCUCCCCCCAUUUGUCUGCAGUGCACAGAGCCUUUUAUAUGGCAGCUAAGGGAAAUAUUUGAGUUAUGUUCAGUGGAGCGUUUUAUGGUCCCCCCCCCUCUUUUACAGUUUGUUUUUGUCUGAUGUGGUAGCAGAGACUGGGUGUGGUCGCUGGCAUCUGUCUUUGUUAGUGGUUGGUGUUUUGGACCCCGAUCUGCAUGGUAGCCUAGCAUACUGUAAAUGACUGCGCUGCUGCAAUAUAUUAUUGAGGUUGCUGCUGUCACGUGUGUUUAGACAGUGAGGCCUAUGCUGAGGUGUGUAGUAGGACUUGCUAUAGUCUUCUCACAGUGAGGUGUCUGUGCAGUAUAGUUCUUGACACAGCUGUUUGGGUGCAUGUGUGAGCGUGCAGCAUAGUGUGUUUAGCAGCGACCCCAUAGCCAAACAGGGGCUAGGCUCUAACACAGGCUCUCUAUUCACCAGUCCCACGUGGCCCCUGCCCUGCCUUCAGUCAUCCGUCACAUGAUAGCCAAUGUGCUCCACACACUCUCCUCCUGCACUGCACUGUACUGAGCCUAGCCCUCCCAUCAUCUCAACACCUGUCUAGGAGAGUGGGGUGGAAAGUGCUUUAAUUUCCCAUUCUUCAUCUGUUUUCUGUCUCUCGCUCUCAUGUGUUCCGUCUGAGGCAAUACUACAUGUGGCCCUGCUCUGGGCUUUUAUAGCAUGCAUGCUCCGCUCACAUGCCUAUUGGUUCCCUGUCACCCCUCCCUUCACUGGUCCAUCAGUUAGGGUGAUGUGUCCAGCUCCUGUUACGCCUCUCGCCCGCGUAUCCGAUUUCACUGGCCCAUUAUGUGGCGCCGGAAAUGGGAGCCGACGUGAGACUGGAGAUCUAGUGGGCUAAUGGUUACAGUGAGGGGAGGAAAAUCAUUGAGAAUGGUUGAAUUACGGCCACACUGAAUCAUAGGUAUUGACCAGGGCUCCGCCUAUUCCAUAUAGUGCGAUACUUUUGACCAGAGCCCUAUGGGUACCAUUUGGGACGCAGCCUGGGUCCGUAAUAGAAAUCUGACGGGAGCGGACAGUGGUGAUAGUAUGAUACUGAUGGAGGUUUUCUAUUGGGCUGCCAGCCGUGGUUAGGAUGUGACAUGGUGAAGUGGCUCACAGUGCUGGUUGGGGGAAGACAAGAGACUGUCAAUGUCCAUUCAUUGAAAAUGAUGGAGGAUAUUGAAUAAGCCCUGACUGUCUGCACUUCUGUUUUAUAGGUUGAUUUUAGGUAGAGCAGUUUUCUAAUGUGUUGCCCCUCUCUCUUCUCAGUAACGUUUCAUGGCCCCCCACCAUCCAAGAUUAAACGGGAACUGAGUCCUUCCAAAGAGAAUUCUCCUUGUAGCCAGGACAGGAGUCCCAUGCCGUACGGAGAGAAGUGCCUUUACAGCUACAGGUAUGGACCAUUUUUUUAUUUUUUUAUAUAUAUACACACACUACAUCCAGUCAAAAGUUUGGACACACCUACUCAUUCAAGGGUUUUUCUUUAUUUUUACUAUUUUCUACAUUGUAGAAUAAUAGUGAAGACAUCAAAACUGAAAUAACACAUAUGGAAUCAUGUAGUAACCAAAAAAGUGUUAAACAAAUCAAAAUAUUUGAGAUUCUUCAAAUAGCCACCCUUUGCCUUGAUGACAGCUUUGCACAUCCUUGGCAUUCUCUCAACCAGCUUCAUGAGGUAGUCACCUGGAAUGCAUUUAAAUUGACAGGUUUGCCUUAAGUUAAUUUGUGGAAUUUCUUUCCUUCUGAAUGUGUUUGAGUCAAUCAGUUCUGUUGUGACGUGGUGGUGGGGGGGGGGGUGCAAUUUGGUAAAAGACCAAGUCCAUAUUAUGGCAAGAAAAGCUCAAAUAAGCAAAGAGAAACGACAGUCCAUCAUUACUUUAAGACAUGAAGGUCAGUCAAUCCGGAACAUUUCAAGAACUUAAAAAAUGUAUUCAAGUGCAGUCGAUAAAACGCUAUGAUGAAACUGGCUCUCAGGAGGACCGCCACAGGAAAGGAAGACACAGAGUUACCUCUGCUGCAGAAGAUAAGUUCAUUAGAGUUACUAGCCUCAGAAAUUGCAGUCCAAAUAAAUGCUUGAGUUCAAGUAACAGACACAUCUCAACAUCAACUGUUCAGAGGAGACUGUGUGAAUCAGGCCUUCAUGGUCGAAUUGCUGCAAAGAAACCACUACUAAAGGAGACUAAUAAGAAGAGACCUGCUUGGGCCAAGAAACACGAGCAAUGGACAUUAGACCGGUGGAAAUGUGUCCUUUGGUCUGGAGUCCAAAUUGGAGAUUUGGUUCAAACCGCCGUGUCUUUGUGAGACGCAGUGUGGGUGAACGGAUGAUCUCCGUGUUAUGGCGUGGGGGUGCUUUGCUGGUGAAAUUGUCUGAUUUUAUUUAGACUUCAAGGCACUUAACCAGCAUGGCUACCUCAGCAUUCUGCAGCGAUAUGCCAUCCCAUCUGUUUUGGGCUUAGUGGGAUUAUCAUUUAGUUUUUGAAGAGGACCGUGACCGAACACACCUCCAGGCGUGUGAUGGUUUGGGUUGAGUCGGACAGCAGAGUGAAGGAAAAGCAGCCAAGUGCUCAGCAUAUGUGGGAAGGCCUUCAAGACUGUUGGAAAAGCAUUCCAGGUGAAGCUGGUUGAGAGUAUGCCAAGUGUGCAAAGCUGUCAUCAAGUUAAAGGGUGGCUACUUUGAAGAAUCUCAAAUAUAAAAUAUAUUCUGAUUUGUUUAACACUUUUUUAGGUUACUACAUAAUUCAAUGUGUUAUUUCAUAGUUUUGACGUCUUCACUAUUAUUCUACAAUAUAUUUAAAAACAAAAGUAAAACCCUUGAAUGAGUAGGUGUCCAAACCUUUGACUGGUACUCUCUGUGUGUGUGUGUGUGUGUGUGUGUGUGUGUGUGUAUAUAUACAUACAAUAAAUUAGGAAGUCUGAAGUUUACAUACACCUUGCCAAAUACAUUUAAACUCUGUUUUUCACAAUUCCUGACAUUCAAUCCUAGUAAAAAUUCCCUGUCUUAGGUCAGUUAGGAUCAACACUUUAUUUUAAGAAUGUGAAAUGUCAGAAUAAUGGUGAUUUUAUUUAUUUUAAGCUUUUAUUUCUUUCAUCACAUUCCCAGUGGGUCAGAAGUUGAUAUGCACUCAAUUAGAAUUUGGUAGCAUUGCCUUUAAAUUGUGUAACUUGGGUCAAAUGUUUCGGGUAGCCUUCCACAAGCUUCCCACAAUAAGUUGAGUGAAUUUUGGCCCAUUCCUCCUCAAAGAGCUGGUGUAACUGAGUCAGGUUUGUAGGCCUCCUUGCUCGCACACGCUUUUUCAGUUCUGCCCACACAUUUUCUAUAGGAUUGAGGUCAGGGCUUUGUGUUGGCCACUCCAAUACCUUGACUUUGUUGUCCUUAAGCCAUUUUGCCACAACUUUGGAAGUCUGCUUGGGGUCAUUGUCCAUUUGGAAGAUCCAUUUGCGACCAAGCUUUAACUUCCUGACUGAUGUCUUGAGAUGUUGCUUCAAUAUAUCCACAUAACUUUCCUUCCUCAUGAUGCCAUCUAUUUUGUGAAGUGCACCAUUCCCUCAUGCAGCAAAGCACCCCCACAGCAUGAUGCUGCCACCCCCGUGCUUCAUGGUUGGGAUGGUGUUCUUCGGCUUGCAAGCCUUCCCCUUUUUCCUCCAAACAUAACGAUGGUCAUUAUGGUCUAACAGUUCUAUUUUUGUUUCAUCACACCAGAGGACAUUUCUCCAAAAAGCAUGAUCUUUGUCCCCAUGUGCAGUUGCAAACCGUAGUCUGGCUUUUUUAUAGCGGUUUUGGAGCAGUGGCUUCUUCCUUGCUGAGCUGCCUUUCAGGUUAUGUCGAUAUAGGACUCGUUUUACUGUGGAUAUAGAUACUUUUGUACCUGUUUCCUCCAGCAUCUUCACAAGGUCCUUUGCAAAUCAAUCCCAGAACAACAGCACUUUUCGCACCAAAGUACGUUCAUCUCUAGGAGACAGAACGCGUCUCCUUCCUGAGCGGUAUGACGGCUGCGUGGUCCCAUGGUGUUUAUACUUGCAUACUAUUGUUUGUACAGAUGAACGUGGUACCUUCAGCCGUUUGGAAAUUGCUCCCAAGAAUGAACCAGAAUUUUUUUUUCUGAGGUCUUGGCUGAUUUCUUUGGGAUUUUCCCAUGUCAAGCAAAGUUUGAAGGUAGGCCUUGAAAUACAUCCACAGGUACAUCUCCAAUUGACUCAAAUGAUGUCAAUUAGCCUAUCAGAAUGUUCUAAAGCCAUGACAUCAUUUUUUGGAAUUUUCCAAGCUGUUUAAAGGCACAGUCAACUUAGUGUAUGUAAACUUCUGACCCACUGGAAUUGUGAUACAGUGAAAUAAUCUGUCUGUAAACAAUUGUUGGAAAAAUGUACUUGUCAUGCGCAAAGUAGAUGUCCUAACCAACUUGCCAAAACGAUAGUUUGUUAACAAGAAAUUUGUGGAGCGGUUGAAAAACGAGUUUUAAUGACUCCAACCUAAGUGUAUGUAAACUUCCGACUUCAACUGUGUGUGUGUGUGUGUGUGUGUGUGUAUACACACAGCUCUGUAAAAAAUUAAGCGACUACUGCAAAAUGUUCUUAAAUCAGCAUCUCUACAUGUAUGACAGCCAUUCCAGUGUCGGGUGAAUUCCAACACAGGCACACCUCAUUCUACUGAAUUAGGUACUGAUUAGGUGAUCACCUGAACCAAAUCUUAUUUAACAAGGAAAAGUAUAAAAACCACUGCUGUGGUCAUCACUAUCCUCUUGCAAUAGGACCAGCUGGAUGGCAAAAACAGUGCUAAUAGUACCUCAAAAGUAAUAUUAAUCAAAAAAUAACUAUUGACCAUGCCAAAAGAGUUGAAAAGGAAAGUUUUGAGUGAGGAAAAGAAGGGUUCAAUUCUGGCUUUACUGGCAGAGGGAUACAGUGAGCAUCAGGUUGCUUCCAUCCUUAAAAUUUCAAAGACGGCGGUUCAUAAGAACAAGGUCAAGCAGCAGACAUUGGGGACAACAAAGCUACAGACCGGCAGAGGGCGAAAACGACUCUACUGACCGGGAUGACCGCCAACUCAUUCGAAUGUCACUCAACAACCAUAGGAUGACAUCAAGUGACCUACAAAAAUAAUGGCAAACGGCAGCUGGGGUGAAGUGCACGGCGAGGAUGGUUUGAAACAGGCUCCUAGGGGCAGGGCUGAAGUCGUGCAAAGCUAGAAAAAAGCCCUUCAUCAAUGAGAAGCAAAGAAAAGCCAGGCUGAGGUUUGCAAAAGACCGUAAGGAUUGGACCGUAGAGGACUGGAUUAAGGUCAUUUUCUGAGUCCAAUUUUCAGCUUUGCCCAACACCUGGUCGUCUAAUGGUUAGACGGAGACCUGGAGAGGCCUACAAGCCACAGUGUCUCGCACCCACUGUGAAAUUUGGUAGAGGAUCGGUGAUGAUCUGGGGGUGCUUCAGCAAGGCUGGAAUUGGAUAGAUUUGUCUUUGUGAAGAACGUACAAGGUUGUCCUGGAAGAAAACUUGCUUCCUUUUGCUCUGACAUUGUUCCCCAACUCUGAGGAUUGGUUUUUCCAGCAGGACAAUGCGCCAUGCCUCACAGCCAGGUCAGUCAAGGUGUGGAUGGAGGACCACCAGAUCAAGACCCUGUCAUGACCAGCCAAAUCUCCAGACCUGAACCCCAUUGAAACUUCUGGAAUAUGAUCAAGAGGAAGAUGGAUGGUCACAAGCCAUCAAACAAAGCCGAGCUGCUUGAAUUAUUUCGCCAGGAGUGGCAUAAAGUCACCCAACAUCAAUGUGAAAGACUGGUGGAGAGCAUGCCAAGACGCAUGAAAGCUGUGAUUGAAAAUCAGGGUUAUUCCACCAAAUAUUGAUUUCUGAACUCUUCCUAAGUUAAAACAUUUAUAUUGUGUUUAAAAAUGAACAUUAACUUAUUUUCUUUGCAUUAUUCGAGGUCUGACAAAACUGCAUAUUUUUUGUUAUUUUGACCAGUUGUCAUUUUCUGCAAAUAAAUGCUCUAAAUGGCAAUAUUUUUAUUUGGAAUUUGGGAGAAAUGUUGUCAGUAGUUUAUAGAAUAAAACAAAAAUGUUAAUUUCACCCAAACACAUACCUAUAAAUAGUAAAACCAGAGAAACAUAUAUUUUUGCAGUGGUCUCUUAAUUUUUUCCAGAGAGAGAUGUAUGUAUGUACAGUGAGGGGAAAAAAGUAUUUGAUCCCCUGCUGUUUUUGUACGUUUGCCCACUGACAAAGACAUGUGGUCCUCUGUAGCUCAGCUGGUAGAGCACGGCGCUUGUAACGCCAAGGUAGUGGGUUCGAUCCCCGGGACCACCCAUACACAAAAAUGUAUGCACGCACGACUGUAAGUCGCUUUGGAUAAAAGCGUCUGCUAAAUGGCAUAUUAUAUGAUCAGUCUAUCAUUUUAAUGGUAGGUUUAUUUGAACAUUGAGAGACAGAAUAACAACAAAAAAAUCCAGAAAAAUGCAUGUCAAAAAUGUUAUAAAUGUAUUUGCAUUUUAAUGAGGGAAAUAAGUAUUUGACCCCUUCUGCAAAACAUGACUUAGUACUUGGUGGCAAAACCCUUGUUGGCAAUCACAGAGGUCAGACGUUUCUUGUAGUUGGCCACAAGGUUUGCACACAUCUCAGGUGGGAUUUUGUCCCACUCCUCUUUGCAGAUCUUCUCCAAGUCAUUAAGGUUUCGAGGCUGACGUUUGGCAACUCCAACCUUCAGCUCCCUCCACAGAUUUUCUAUGGGAUUAAGGUCUGGAGACUGGCUAGGCCACUCCAGGACCUUAAUGUGCUUCUUCUGCUCAAGAAAGCACAAACAGGCCUGUCUGAAGUUUGCCAAUGAACAUCUGAAUGAUUCAGAGGAGAACUGGGUGAAAGUGUUGUGGUCAGAUGAGACCAAAAUCGAGCUCUUUGGCAUCAACUCAACUCGCCGUGUUUGGAGGAGGAGGAAUGCUGCCUAUGACCCCAAGAACACCAUCCCCACCGUCAAACAUGGAGGUGGAAACAUUAUGCUUUGGGGGUGUUUUUCUGCUAAGGGGACAGGACAACUUCACCGCAUCAAAGGGACGAUGGACGGGGCCAUGUACCGUCAAAUCUUGGGUGAGAACCUCCUUCCCUCAGCCAGGGCAUUGAAAAUGGGUUGUGGAUGGGUAUUCCAGCAUGACAAUGACCCAAAACACACAGCCAAGGCAACAAAGGAGUGGCUCAAGAAGAAGCACAUUAAGGUCCUGGAGUGGCCUAGCCAGUCUCCAGACCUUAAUCCCAUAGAAAAUCUGUGGAGGGAGCUGAAGGUUCGAGUUGCCAAACGUCAGCCUCAACCUUAAUGACUUGGAGAACAUCUGCAAAGAGUUUGUCAGUGGGCUAACGUACAAAAUCAGCAGGGGAUCAAAUACUUUUUUCCCUCACUGUAUGUAUAUAUGUAUGUGUGUGUAUAUAUAUACGUGUGUGUACAGACACAGAAAAAAGUAUUUGAUCCCCUGCUGGUUUUUUACGUUUGCCCACUGACAAAGAAAUGAUCAGUCUAUAAUUUUAAUGGUAGGUUUAUUUGAACAGUGAGAGACAGAAUAACAACAAAGAAAUCCAGAAAAACGCAUGUUUAUAAAUUGAUUUGCAUUUUAAUGAGGGAAAUAAGUAUUUGGCCCCCUCUCGAUCAGAAUGAUUUCUGUCUCCCAGAUGUCUUUUAUACAGGUAACGAGCUAAGAUUUAAAGGGAGUGCUCCUAAUCUCAGCUUGUUACCUGUAUAAAAGCCACCUGUUCACAGAAGCAAUCAAUUAAUCAGAUUCCAAACUCUCCACCAUGGCCAAGACCAAAGAGCUCUCCAAGGAUGUCAGGGACAAGAUUGUAGACCUACACAAGGCUGGAAUGGGCUACAAGACCAUCGCCAAGAAGCUUGGUGAGAAGGUGACAACAGUUGGUGCGAUUAUUCGCAAAUGGAAGAACACAAAAUAACUGUCAAUCUCCCUCGGCCUGGGGCUCCAUGCAAGAUCUCACCUCGUGGAGUUGCAAUGAUCAUGAGAACGGUGAGGAAUCAGCCCAGAACUACACAGGAGGAUCUUGUCAAUAAUCUCAAGGCAGCUUGGACCAUAGUCACCAAGAAAACAAUUGGUAACACACUACGCCGUGAAGGACUGAAAUCCUGCAGCGCCUGCAAGGUCCCCCUGCUCAAGAAAGCACAUAUACAGGCCCGUCUGAAGUUUGCCAAUGAACAUCUGAAUGAUUCAGAGGAGAACUGGGUGAAAGUGUUGUGGUCAGAUGAGACCAAAAUCGAGCUCUUUGGCAUCAACUCAACUCGCCGUGUUUGGAGGAGGAGGAAUUAUAUGUAUAUGUAUGUGUGUGUAUAUAUGUCUGUGUGUGUGUGUGUGUAUAAAUAUAUACAUAUACACAUUACAUCACAUUACCUUUCACCACACUGACAUAAGAGCCCAGGAUUCUUGCUUUCUGUCUGACCGGUCUGUCUCUCCCUCCACAGUGCCUAUGAGAGAGAACCUAGUGGGGGCUAUAAGCCAUUGACCCCUCCCUCUACACCCGUGUCACCAUGCAACUCUACCAACACCCCAGGGACACACCCACUCAGCCAGCAGACUCCUCCCCCUCAUCAAAUACCCAAUCAGAACCAGACGCAAGGGCCACACCCCCUGCAGCACGUGCAGCCUGACAACCAAGAAGUUGGCCCAGCUCACAACCAGCAGAGGACACUCCCCCUCCAGAGCCCGCCCUACGCAGUGCCCUGCCCCUCCUCACUCCUCAUUCAGGAUGGUACCUACAGCCCUGAACACAGGUGAUUGGUCCUAACACCUCUCACCCAAUCACAUCAGUCAGACUCCGAGUUAGGUUAACUGUAUACAAUGCUAUCCUUUCAAGUCUUGAAGGUUCUGAAGAAGGCCGUUGAAGGCCGAAACGUCAAUCUUUUAAACGUGUCUAAUAAAACUGCGUAUUUUUAUGGUGAGCGAGCAUUGCGCCUUUUCCUGUCCAAUGAUGUCAACACAUUUUUAGGUUGCUUAUCUGCUCACGUUGGUUGAGCACCUUCUACUUCUUAACAAGUCUUGAAGGUGAGAGCCUGAGGCUAGGCUUACUGGUAUAGGAGUUUAUCAUGAGAAACCGUGUCAGAGGUGUUAGCCUAUACGAUUAUAUGAGAUGAACGUCCAACAUUGGUCAACAGGUGAAUGACUCCAUCCAGAUGUUUACUAACAUUCUAACUAAUGAGCCUGUCUGUAUAGAUGACCCCUGACCCUAGGUUAACCUCUCUAAAUGUACACAUCCAUCGCACUAAGACAGGAGUUCAUGUUUCCAUUGCACUCUGAGACACCGUGCCAUUUUAAACGCCAAGACCAGUGGAGACUAUCAGGCUUUGUGCCCCUAUGUUGAGGAAAGGUCCAACGGUUGGUAGCGUGUGCUGGCAUCAUGACUGACGGACUCCUCUUUGGGAGACUGUCUAAACCUGACUCCCGUGGGAACGACCCACCGCCCCCGUCACCCCACCUGUGACAGGACUCCUGAUGGGAUGUGUUGGAACGCAGGGCAUGUCAUCACCAGCCAGUAAUGUGGAAUCUGUGUGUAGCCAGAAGCCAUUGACCUUGUCUCUGUCUUACUGUCAGUGGAGGAUCUUUUUAUACCUGCUAGCUAUUGACAUCUGCCCCCAGUAUCUCAUUUACAGCUUAUAUUCGCUAAGUGAGUACAUUUGGCUCCUGCAUGUGUGCCUUGCGUCUUGGUCUAAAGCUGGACGCUCAGUAGUUCAUCAAUGGUUGAAGACUCUUACUCGCAUUUACUGUAAAUGUAUGUCUCUUAUAUUAAAACAGUUUCCAUUCACUUUAAAACUGAAAUGUUUUUAAGCUACAGUUUUCAUCAAUAGCCAUCAGUAGUUCAAGAGUCUAAUGAACGGUCAUUCAAUCUCUCUGUUCAAACAUUUGUUUAUAGGAACAGUUUUCAUCCACCUACCUUCUCCCAUGUCUUCCUCCACCCUAGGUUCCAGAGGCAGAUGUCGGAGCCAUGUCUACCCUUCCCUCCCUCUGAGAGCCAGACUCGCUCUCAGUUCCUGCCCCAGCAGCAGGCCACCAGCCGCAGCACCCUGCCCAGGGACGGGAGGCCCCCCUACCACCGCCAGAUGUCUGAGCCCCUGGUCCCUGGUCCCGUGCCUCCACCCAGCUUCAAGCAGGAGCUGCUGGACCCUCGCUACACCGAGCAGGGUGUCCCCUCCAUGGGCCCCCCUCAGUGUGCCUUCCACCCCAUGGCCAUCAAGCAGGAGCCCCGGGACUUCUGCUUCGACUCUGGUAAGUGGCUGGCUACCUUCAGGCUGCUCUGGAUCGGUUGGUUACACUACAGAGGCUUGGGUCAUAAGUUUAUAGCUGACCCACAGGGUUGUCAUGGGGUUUGAGGGGUGUGAGUCUUGACAUUGGUUCCUAUUCUCUGUUGGAUUGGUGGAAACAUGAGGUUCCACCAUAUUUAUUCCACCAUUCCUUUCUUUUCAUAAAGGGGAGUGAACAAGUGCACCCUUAGGACAAAAGGAAAGCGAAACAGGACACAACCUUGGGCCUCUCUGAUGCAGGUUGCUGUCCUAGGAGAGUUAGUCUAGUCCCCUCCAGCCAGGCUGCAUGUGAGCAGACUGGUUAGAGGGUGGGGAAUGUGCCCGUCCCUGUUGAUUUUGCUCGCUGGCACGCGGCUGUUAGUUUUAGCGCGGCAAAUCCCAGAACCAUGAACAAACACAACCGUGUAGACCCUCUCACCUCACACCGGCCUGCGUCAGCACUCGUAACACACACACACACACACACACACACACACGACCGUGUCAUUUCCAAAUACGACAGUCACUCUGCUCUCUGACAGUCUGGCCAGUAAAGAUGGGUCUCUUAGCGCGGCUUGAGCCUCAGCAGAGCAGAGGGGAAAGCAAAUGGGUCAGUCAUCCCCAAGCCCAGGCACAGACAAACCUACUUCACUAGUAUAGGGCUACCUAGAAUAGAUUUGGGCCACUACAUUGUGUUUAGAGGGUGCUAGAAUGCAAGUAUGAACACUACAAGGAUGCUCCUCAACCAACUACAUUGAGAUUUACACUGAAAUGAAUCCAAUAGACUUAUACAGAUUGACUUAUUGCCAGAUGUCCUCGUCCAGAUAGAAACACUACCUAGAAGUAAUCCCACCAGAGAAGAGGAGUACAAUUCUGUUGACUUUUUAUCUCGAUGCCCACGCACCCCAGCUGUUGUCCCGCUUCUGCCACCAACACCCACCUUUCCUUCCCUCCUCCGCCCAGGCCAGCUUUGCGCUGUCCCUCUCUCAUUCUACCUCAGCUUAAUGAUUGGGAGGUCAGUGAUGUAAUGCCAAAUCCUCUUAGCUUCUUACAACCUAUAAAUACAUAAGUCAGCAUAAAGGUCCACUGGCCCAGCCUCUGUCUCUCUCUGGAUGGAUGUAUAUGAGCUAAACUAGUAGCCACCGUAGUCGCAUCACACUUUUGUCUCUCCUGGUAGGGACGGCUCGCCUGAUAAUUGAUGCGUCUGAAAUUGCAGCCUAUUCCCAAUAUAGUGCACUACUUUUGAGAUGGAACAUAUCCCAACCACAUGCAGUAAAUGGAUACUGCUUGUAUGUAUGAUCUCCUUUUACUAGCGUGCAAGCAGAGCAGCAUUCUAAAUUUACUGGUGUCAGAGGUUGAUGUUGAUACGUUGUGUUUAUGGGAAAGUGAAGAGCUGUCAGUGUAACUAACCUGUCUCGUCCUCCCUCUGUUACAGAAGUGCCUAUCUGUCAGUCUACAUUUGGAAGAGCAGGGACCUUCUACCAAAACAACCAUGAAAGUAAGUGUCCAUUUCCCCCAUCUUAGCAGUGGCAUGUUUCAAGUUUAUUCCUCUGUAAUAAAUACACAGGCAAUCCUACUCAUCAGAGCUCUCGCAAUAAAAAAACGUUACAAGGGCUUACUAGUAGCUGUUGACCCUCUAGUUGUGACUUAUUGAGCGGUUAUAAAGUGCUGCAUGGUUGGAGAAUAGGACAUGCCGGAAGGUAGAGGUCAACAUAAGAAUGACGUCUCUCGGGAUGAUGCAUCUAUCAAUGAGGUUUUCACUGUGAGCAUUUCAACACCGCUCAGCAGCACUGCUGCCUGCAUAAUGUUAGCACAACAGAAUUUUCCACUCUUGGGAAGCUGCCCGGCUAUAUUGCUUUGUGAGCAGUUUAGUCCCCCUGGAAUAUAGUAGCUGACCUCCACAGCAAAAUGUAGGCCAUAUUCCCACCCCCUCCCUGGCUAGCUAAUCUCUUUCUCUCCCAAUCACAGGUUUCUCCUUUGACAGAGAGCCUCACCUGUACUAUGACGAUACCUGCGUGGUUCCUGACAGACUUGAAGGUAAGAAAGACUACAUUAAGAACAGGUUUGUCCCAUCCUUGGGCCGGGGGAGAGCUUUUUGAGCAGCAUGGUGUUCAUCCCGUCCUUGGGUGGAGAGCUUUACAAGCAGCACAGAGGAGACUCUACUCAGCUGCUGACAGCAUGUGAAAGGACAGGAUUAUUAGUAUGUCUGUUGCAUCACUGACUAGAGAGAGGAGAACUGUAGAAAGUCUGCUUUGAGCAGCAGAGAUGGCAGGCGGGUGUAAAAUGAGUAGCCUGCCUCCCUUCAGUCCACAGCUCAUAGGAAUGUCUCACCACACUGUAGUGGAGUACAGUCAGGCAGGCUGGGACCAAAAAUGGGCCCUGGCAUUUCUAACACGCUGGUUUGUUAUUUUGUUCUUGAGUCCCCCACACGGACCAUUUCUUCCCUUGAUUCCCCGAUUUAUUAGCCAGAUAAUGAUCAUUUUGCUCCAAAAACCCAAGUUAGACAUGCCCGCUAGGCAAACAAUGUGUGAUUUGGGGGGGGGGGAAUCGAUAGUCAAAACUAUCAUAUCAUUUUUGCGCUAGUUGACUAUACCUACACUAAAACUCCAAUAUUUUUCCUUCAUAGCUUGUUCUCCUUUUAAAAUAGGGAGCCAAUUUGUUAUCAGCACUUAUUUCCAUGACUGAUCAAAACUCAUUUUCUCAUGGCUCUCUUGUCCCUCUGCAGCAGACGUGGUGAGCAAUAUGUUCAGACAAUGGAAUGGCAAUAAAAUCACAGUAUUGAAUCGCAAUACAUAUAGAAUCGGGAGAAUCGCAAUACAUAUUGUAUCGGCACCUUAGUAUCGUGAUAAUAGUGAGGUCCCUGGCAAAACCCAACCCUGUAAAAAAUUGACCAGCCCAUCUGGCAUUUGCCCGACAUGCUAGCUGGCCAGGCCGCCCCUGAGUACAUUGCUCACUCUCCCCCCCCCCACCACCACCACAGGGAAGGUCAAGCAGGAGCCAUCAGUGUACCGUGACGGCCCGCCCUACCAGCGGCGCGGCUCUCUGCAGCUCUGGCAGUUUCUGGUCACCCUAUUGGACGACCCGGCCAACGGUCACUUCAUUGCCUGGACAGGCCGGGGCAUGGAGUUCAAACUCAUUGAGCCAGAAGAGGUCAGUUGUUGAAAUAGUUUUUUCAUUGUUAAACAUGACAGAUUCUGGGAUUUGAAGAGAUCUCUUACAAUUAAUUUUUUUAGGGGUCAGUUCCUUACCCUGGUCCUAGUAGUAGUUCAGGACAUUAAAAGUUGGUGUACUCAUUCAAUCACUAUUUGUUUUUAAGACGUUCAAUCAGGCAAUGUGACUGAAUUAGUAUUUUCUGUCUCUUCAGGUGGCUCGCCGCUGGGGCAUCCAGAAGAACAGGCCAGCAAUGAACUACGACAAGCUGAGUCGUUCUCUGCGCUACUACUAUGAGAAGGGAAUCAUGCAGAAGGUAAAGGCAGGUUCACCCUUUCUAUCCUUCCCCAUUUCUCCUCAGAAACAGCCUGAUGCUUCCUUGGCUCAUUUGAAUACAACCUUGGAGGGUGAUGCAGCCAUAGAGAUGCAUAUUAUAUCAUGUUAAACUAUUGUGUUCUAUUUGAUUCUGUGGGUCUAACUAACUUGUUCUUCUCCGAUUGGUCUAUUCCAGGUUGCUGGCGAGAGGUAUGUGUACAAGUUUGUGUGCGACCCUGAGGCCCUGUUCUCCAUGGCCUUCCCUGACAACCAGAGGCCCAGCCUGAAGGCCGACCCAGACAGCCUGCCCUGCAUUGGGGUGGACGACGACACCCUACCCCUCACCCACUACGACAAGAACACCCCUUACCUGGUGGACUCUGGGGAGCAGUGUGUAGGAGGUCUGCCCUACGGGUACUGA